AUGGCGCGCAAAGAACGGGCGAGUGCGUCCACGGCGUUAGCGGACGUGGCGUGGAUGGCGGGCGUGGCGACGUGCAUCAAGGUACUGCUGGUGCCGGCGUAUCGCAGCACGGACUUCGAGGUGCACCGCAACUGGCUGGCCAUCACGCACUCGCUGCCGCUCUCGCAGUGGUACGAGGACGCGACGAGCCAGUGGACGCUGGACUACCCGCCGCUCUUCGCCUUCUUCGAGCGCUGCCUCGCGCUGCUCGCGUGCCGCGUCGACCCGCUCAUGACCCACCUCGUUAACGGCCUCGAACACGCCAGCUACGCCACCGUGCUGUUCCAGCGCGUAUCAGUGAUGGGCACGGACUGCCUGCUCGCCGUGGCAGCGUGGCGCUGCACGCUCGGCCUGCCCUCUCGGGCGCACCGCAACGUGGCAGCGGGGGCGGUGGUGCUGUCAGCAGGGCUGCUGCUGGUGGAUCACAUGCACUUCCAGUACAACGGCAUGCUGCUUGCAAUGCUGCUACUCUCCCUCGCCCUCCUCGCUGACGGGAGGCACGUGUGGGCGUCACUCACCUUUGCGUCUCUCUGCUGCUUCAAGCACCUCUUUGCCGUCGCUGGUCCCUUCUUCCUCGUCUUCCUCCUCCGCCACCACUGCUUCCCUUCACCCCCCGCCGCCGCUGCACCGCACACCACCACACACAACAGCUCCAAACCGCCCAGACGCAUUUCCCCUGGUGCGAAACAGCAAUCCACUUCAGCCUCGGCGCCAGGCAGCUCCAUCCCCCUCCUCACCUCGCUCGCCCGUAUAGUCACACUGGGAGCAGUGGUCGUCACAGUGCUGCUUGUUUCCUUCGCCCCCUUUAUAGUCACAAACCAGAUGCCCAACCUGAUCGCCCGUCUGUUCCCCUUCGGCCGCGGCCUCAUGCACGCCUACUGGGCGCCCAACUUAUGGGCUCUCUACACUCUCGCGGACAAGCUCCUCGCUGCUGCAGCUUCGGCAGCAGGCUCGUUAAUAGGGUCGGCAGGAGGUCCGGCGUUGGGAAUGAAGGGCGGCUGGACCCGGGGGUUGGUGGGGGAUGCAGUUGGGUUCAGCGUGGUGCCACAGGUGACGCCGCUGGUGUCUCUACUGCUGGUGCUGGGUGCUAUGGCGCCCGUGCUGCUGCAUAUAUGGCUCCGACCCUCCGCCUACAUCUGUGGUGCUGCCAGUGACGCUGCUGACAGGGAUCGUGCAGACAGGAAUGUUGGUGAGAGGGAUGGUGGCGAAAAGGGCGGGAGAGAGGGUAGAGGGAGUGAGCCCUAUGACACGCCCACAGGGGAGCGGCGGCGGUGGAGCAUACAGGCCAUAGCAGCAGCGCUGGCGCAUGUGUUUCUGAGUGCGUUCUUACUGGGAUGGCACGUGCAUGAGAAGGCAGUGUUGCAUUUCCUGCUGCCGCUCUCCCUCCUCGCCUCCGCCUCGCCUGCAUGGGCGUCUGAGUUCCUCAUUCUCGCCACCGGUGAGUGCAUGCUGCUAGCCCUUCUAUCACUCUCUCAACUUUGA
Closterium sp. NIES-65 is the source of this 1521-nucleotide messenger RNA. The record is from the annotation of a GenBank genome assembly. NCBI's taxonomy places the organism in Eukaryota, Viridiplantae, Streptophyta, Zygnematophyceae, Desmidiales, Closteriaceae.